Messenger RNA from Impatiens glandulifera, 735 nucleotides. RefSeq lists its product as uncharacterized. Lineage: Eukaryota; Viridiplantae; Streptophyta; Magnoliopsida; Ericales; Balsaminaceae. The transcript has 4 exons. The record is from RefSeq and is a predicted model, not a curated record. The coding region runs from base 40 to 579 and encodes 179 amino acids.
UUUUUUAUUUCCUCAUCUUUCUUCUUCUUCCCCAAAAGAAUGUCCCUAGCUGCUAUGACAUCGCCGCUCUGUAUCGCCGGCGUAUACUCUCAGGCUAACCGGAAGCAGAAUCAAAGUCACAACAUAAACGCAAAGAAGAAGAAGAUAAGCGAAAAAAUCCAGAUCGUCAACGGCAGCAGUUCAAUCGGAUUCAAAGGCAAAAAGGAAGAUCCUAUAUGGAAAUGCGUCGCCGGUUGCGGUUCGUGCUGUAAACUCGACAAAGGUCCUUCAUUCGCCACUCCCGAAGAAAUCUUCCAAGAUCAAUCUGAUAUUGAGUUGUAUAAAACCCUAAUUGGUCCGGAUGGAUGGUGUAAACACUACGAAAAAACCACAAGAACUUGCACGAUUUAUGAGGAGCGACCGUAUUUCUGUCGAGUGGAACCUGAAGUAUUUGAAGAUUUAUAUGGGAUUAGCGAGAAGAGAUUCAACAGAGAUGCCUGCAGUAGUUGUAGAGACACGAUUAAAUCAGUUUAUGGUGCCCAAUCGGAGGAGUUGCAGAGGUUUAAUGAUGCUAUAAGAAAUUCAUCCAUAUCCAAAUAAGAAUGGACAAAGAUAUUUGAAUAAAGAAAGAAUGAACCCUUUUCUUUAUUUGUUUCAGUUUUUUUUGGCAAAUGCUAAUCUUAUUUGCAGUUGUUUAAGCUUUCCUGAUGCAGAAUGGGUUUUAUUUUUUACAAUUUAGAGAAAUUUUAUUAUUUA